AUAACUUAACGGAACAAUCCCUGCACUUCCGUUAAUGACACCGGCAGCGGAGUUGUUACAACUGAUUGUCAGCUUUUUUACAUUUCAGUAUUAACAUUUCUCAUUAUAUAUUUGAGAGGUUGUUUGGCGACGGAAAUCCAGUUUUAAUCUGUCGCUGCAGGUGCAGCAAGAGGCUUGAUUCCGAGUGUCGUUGAUUAUGGUGUAGAGGGAGCGUUUCUCUGAGACAGCAGAGAGAGCGUAGGGUAGCCAUGCUGACGUUGGCCAGUAAACUGAAGAGGGACGAGGGAGUGAAGACUGGCAGGGCCCCUGGGGGCCCCUCCGACUCCUCUCACAGGGUCUCUAUCAGGGACCGGCUGCUCAUCAAAGAAGUUGCAGAACUUGAAGCCAACCUUCCUAGUACGUGUAAAGCCAGCUUCCCUGAUGAGAACAAGCUACAUCACUUUCAGCUGGCUGUCUCUCCAGAUGAAGGCUACUAUCAGAGUGGAAAAUUCCAGUUUGAAAUAAACGUCCCUGAAGCUUACAACAUGGUGCCUCCCAAAGUGAAAUGUCAGACCAGAAUAUGGCACCCCAACAUCGCUGAGACGGGGGAGAUCUGUUUGAGUUUGUUGCGGGAGCACUCCAUCGACGGCACUGGCUGGGCCCCUACGAGAACAUUAAAGGAUGUAGUCUGGGGAUUGAACUCCUUGUUUACCGAUCUACUGAACUUCGAUGACCCAUUGAACAUCGACGCGGCCGAGCAUCAUCUGCGCGAUAAGGAGGAUUUCCGUAAUAAGGUUCAAGAUUACAUCAAGCACUAUGCCAGAUGAUGACUGCGUCAGCUGCGCCGGCUGCCUGCAACCCCCCCUUUCUUCGACUGCGCAGCUGAACCCCGCCCCCCAACGUCUCGUCAACCAACCAACCGCUGCACAUUGCUGACACGCCCUGACUGCAAUACAAUGACGCUGAAAGAAAAAAAAAGAUUUACAAGAAAAAUUGUUUUUUAAAAGUUUGAGGGAUUAUGCUUUAAUUGCCCUGAGUGGCCUAGAGUAAUCAUGCUGCGUCACCGCAGGGAUUGUCCAAUGACGGGCCCUCUCUGUGUGUCUGAGCCAAUAAUAGUGAGCGCAUGUGGCAGUGAGGACCUGGGAUUUAACCAAUCCACUUAGCUGUUAUUUAAGAAUUGAUGAAUCAAAGAGAAAGAUUAUCUGUUAGUGUUUCUCAGUUCUAGUGCCUGCCAUGUCUGGUUGCAAAGAAAAUGCACACGAGCACACACACACACACAGAAUCCCUUCACACACAUUGCAAAGCAAACGCACUCAACUAGUAACUCAACACACAGCACUUGGUUGUGCAUGCACACCCACCCAGCCACACAAAAACACACACAGCUGGAAAAACAACAUCUCUGUUAUGUCACUCAUUCAAGGCCUGCACUCCCCCGCCCACACCCACCUCAUCAGACAGCAUGUGAAUGACAAGUGCCACCGACCCAGUCAGUCCCCAUUCCACUUCACUCAGCGUACAUCUGAAAUGGCACCCCUUUAUAUUACCCUACUUUUAACAAGAGCCCUAUAGGCCCUGGUCAGAAGUAGUGCACUACAUAGGGAAUAGGGUACCACUUCAGACACGCCCACUUCCUGUCUGUUCUGUUCACACAUCCACAGGGGGAACACAAUUUACCGGUGCCCCAGACACAAUGUAACACUGUCCAGAUCAGGCUCCUAGGAAAAGACUCUAGCUGUACCACAGUACAAGUUCUACCACCACACCUGAACCUUGACCUUAUCUCAGCUCCCCUGACCUCUGGGGAAGCCAAGCGUAGAGGGCACUGUGCCUCUGAUAGUCUGUCUGUCUUGCUCCAUCCCUCCAUCCUGACGUUUCUCCUUCCACUCUCUUAGGCCCCACAACCCUCAUGCAUUCUCCUCUGCCCCCAUGGAGGUAGAGGGAAUACGAGGGCUCUCUUCUCUGCUAGGUAGUGUAUGAGAGUUCUCUGUUUUGAGGCAAGUGAGUGGGGUCUUCUCUGUAUGCAUGUCCUCAUGUGUCUGAAUAUGUGUGUGUGUGUGUGUGUGUGUGUGUGUGUUUCUGAGAGAUAUGUAGAUCUUUGAGUGUGUGGGUUUGUUGCUUCGCUUUGCCUGGGCUGGCUUUGUGCCUGUAUGUGUGCAUAUUGGAACGUUAGAUUCAGUGUCAUCACUGUAUUAAAAAAAUAGUAUUCACAUGUUUGCAUGAGGCAAAAUGUAUGUGGCCAGGAGGUGGUGUAUUUUACAGUAGGUAUGUUAGAGGUGUGUGUGUGUGUGUGUGUGUGUGUGUGUGUGUGUGUGUGUGUGUUCAAAUGGACAGGGGUUCAUGUGACUUGUUUUUAGCAUGCUCUGGUUCCUAGCCCCACACUCCUUAUUUUACUGGUCCAGCUAGCCUAAUUCUCUGUGGGGCUCGGGAGGGUCUGUCUGUUCCUCAGUUUAAAUCCUCCUUUUCUUUCUCAGAUUGUAUAUCCAUUUUUUAAGAUAUAUUAAAGAGGAUAUAAUAAGGAAAAACA
This is a messenger RNA of Oncorhynchus keta (chum salmon), 2506 nucleotides long. RefSeq names its product NEDD8-conjugating enzyme UBE2F. NCBI's taxonomy places the organism in Eukaryota, Metazoa, Chordata, Actinopteri, Salmoniformes, Salmonidae. The record is from RefSeq and is a predicted model, not a curated record. The transcript has 10 exons. Bases 249 to 806 code for a protein of 185 amino acids.